AUGUCGACAAAAGACCAAAUCUCUGAAUUCUUACGUAACCCCCAGCAAUACACAAAUACAAUUCCUUGGAAUAAUCGAAAUGGACAGCUGUUCGAUCUUGGCCUGAGCUCAACACAGACACUGGAUGAGGAGAUGGUGAACGAGACAAUAAAAACCUUGCACAAAGAAAUAGAUGUUGUACUUAUCACUGCAUAUUUUGACGAGUCUUUAUUAAUAUUACGAGAUCUACUAUGUUGGUCUGUCAAUGAUAUAUUGUACAUGUCCAAUGGAAUACGGAGCGACAAUCGACGUAGCAAUCUGACAUCAACUGAUAAGGAUAAAAUACUAGAGUGGAAUAAGUCAGAUUUAAAUCUUUAUCUGUAUUUUAAGAAAGUAUUGUUCAACAAAAUUCGUCAGUACGGUCCAUGUUUUAAAUAUCAUCUUCAGGAAUUCCUUAAACUCCAAAACGAAACACUUGAGAAGUGCAUUGGAAAGGAACAGUUUCCGACAUGUAUUGAAGGAGAAUGCCACAGAGUUUUGCAUUCGUGUUUGGAGGGGUGA
Messenger RNA from Saccoglossus kowalevskii, 540 nucleotides. Its product is annotated as galactosylceramide sulfotransferase-like. Lineage: Eukaryota; Metazoa; Hemichordata; Enteropneusta; Harrimaniidae. Gene Ontology annotation, biological process: glycolipid biosynthetic process. Gene Ontology annotation, molecular function: galactosylceramide sulfotransferase activity. The record is from RefSeq and is a predicted model, not a curated record. Gene Ontology annotation, cellular component: membrane.